This is a messenger RNA of Cajanus cajan (pigeon pea), 3101 nucleotides long. RefSeq lists its product as uncharacterized. Gene Ontology annotation, biological process: lipid metabolic process. Lineage: Eukaryota; Viridiplantae; Streptophyta; Magnoliopsida; Fabales; Fabaceae. The record is from RefSeq and is a predicted model, not a curated record.
UCCACCAUACAUUCAUUGCAAUUUCAUUACAAUAAUCCUUGUUAAUAAUUUGAUACACCCACUUCCAAUUGAUGCAAACCCUAUAAUACGAUUCCUUUCCUUUUCAAAUCUUCGUUUUCUCCCUCUUUCCUUUUUUCUUGAUUAUUUUGUCAUUGUGACACAUGAUUAAUAUUUUCACUCUUAUGCAUUUUUGCGCUGCCAUUAGUUGUUUAUCAUUUUACCAGCUUCACGUGAUAAUCUCGAGAUUUCUUUUCCCUUCUACUGUAUCAAUAUUCACUGUAUAUUAAUGAUAAUGAUCAAAUCCCAGGACAACAAAGAAACCCAUUUUCGUCCUUUUCAUUAACAUCAAUGUUUAGUUUCACUAGCCUGCUCCUGCUUCUUCCAUGUAAUGUCUAUAUCAAAGAAUGGGUUUAAAUAUGUCAAGGUUGUUUGAAGGGGGCAGCAAAAUUUGCUGCUAAUCACAAUUGAUAAUAUUACCUAAAAGGGAGAUAUGUGUGUGCUGGUUAUUAUGAUAUAUGAAUGUCGUAGCUGCUUGGGGAGGAUGUUUUCUUGGUUUGAAACAUUGAAGCUGGAAGGUAGAGAGUUAGCCUGAUGUAAUGCCACGCUCUAAGAAUGUCAAGUCGGAGGCUAUGUUGGAAACUGUACAGGAGAUUGGCAUUUAUAUUCAUAGGUUUCACAAUCUUGACCUUUUUAAGCAGGGAUGGUAUCAAAUUAAGAUUACUGUGAGAUGGGAGGACAGUGAAAAUAUAGCAUUUGGAAUUCCAGCUAGAAUUGUUCAAUAUGAAGCUCCUGAUUUGGAUCCUAGCAAUACAUAUGGUGCAUGGAAGAUCGAUGAUACAGAUAAUAGUUUCUCAACACAAUCUUUUCGGAUAAAAUACGCUAGGCAGGAUGUUCAUUUAUAUUUGAUGACCGUAUUCAACUUAUCCCGUAGUAAAUUUGUGGAUUUAGCUACAACUGCUGUUAUUUUAAAGUUUGAGCUUUUAUAUACUCCCACAACUGAGAAUGAUGCUGACGAAGAAGCUUCUACGGAGGAUUCUCCUGCUGCUAUCCAUGAAUUUCGAAUUCCUCCUAAAGCUCUUAUAGGAUUGCAUUCGUAUUGUCCUGUCCAUUUUGAUUCUUUACAUACAGUGCUUGUUGAUGUGAGUGUACAUGUCAGUCUACUAAAAGCCAUCCCAAAGUUGCCCAGCAAUUCUGCCAACACCGAAGUCAUUAUUGAUAAAAGUAAUGACACAACGAAUAAAGGCAUUGACGAAGUUGCUUCUCUAGAUAUGAAAAAUGUCAUGCUUGUUAAAGCAUUACAAAUUGCUCGUGAUAUAUUGCUUGAAGAACUACAAAAAAUUAGCAAUGCAAUUAAUGAAGCUUUAGAUAUUUCAGGGUUUGUGUCAAUAAUGAGUAAUGCGAAGUUACUAAAUUCUGUGCAGCAAGCAAAUCCAUUUCCUUUAGAUGUUGAUGUUGUAGGACAAGGGAAGCCUUCAAAUGAUCUCAAGGGAGGAAAUGAAACUUCAGAUUUCUUGAAUGAUGAAAAACUCCAUUCACUGUCUCAAAAUGAACUGCUGGACUGUUUUCAUUCAUUGGGAGAUCAAUUAUUCUAUUUAUGGAAAAUAUUUUUAAAGUUUCAUAGGGAUAACAGAACAAAGAUUCUAGGAUUUUUACGUGAUGCGUGGGUUAAGGAUCGAAAAGUUGAAUGGUCAAUAUGGAUGUUGUAUUCAAAGGUAGAGAUGCCUCAUCAGUAUAUAAACAAUAACAAUAAGAGUGAUGAGUCUUCCAAUCGUGUACACAGACGAGUUUCCACUUUAUGGAAGUUACCUGAUGAACCUCUUCAGACUGCAGCUACACGUGCCGAACUUCAUCGGAAGAGCAUCGAACAAAUGCGGUUUAACAACCGCUCGAUUCAAGACAUGCAAAUAUUUGGAGAUCCCUUGCGUACACCAAUUGUGAUUGUUGAACAUGUGAUGAAUGUACCUCGACGUUGUCCAAGUGACAAUUCUUUACUGAGAAAUAUUGGGGAUAUAGAUUCAGAUGGCUUACCAAUUGGCCUCAACUCUGAUAAUAUAAGCAAGAAAUUAGCACCACAAAGUAAUGCUCGUGUGUUGAAGAUUGUUGUCUUUGUGCAUGGGUUUCAGGGGCAUCAUCUAGAUCUACGACUUGUCCGAAAUCAAUGGGUUUUGAUAGAUCCCAAAGUAGAAUUUUUGAUGUCAGAGGCAAAUGAAGAUAAAACAUUUGGAGACUUCGGAGAGAUGGGACAUAGGCUAGCUAAGGAAGUUAUUUCUUUUCUUAAAAGCAAAUUGGACAAAGCAUCAAAAUUUGGGAAUUUGCGAGAUAUUAGACUUAGUUUUGUUGGACAUUCUAUUGGUAACCUCAUUAUACGAUCCGCGAUAGCAGAUAGCAUAAUGGAGCCAUUUCUAAGACACCUACAUACAUAUGUUUCGGUAUCUGGUCCACACUUGGGGUAUCUUUAUAGUUCAAACUCAUUGUUUAACUCUGGAUUGUGGUUUUUGAAGAAGCUAAAAGGAACACAGUGCAUUCAUCAACUCACUUUCACGGAUGAUCCAGAUCUCCAAAAUACAUUUCUCUAUAAAUUGAGUAAGCAGAAGACCUUAGAACAUUUUAAGAAUAUUAUCCUGCUAUCUUCCCCUCAGGAUGGUUAUGUUCCUUACCAUUCUGCUAGAAUUGAAUCAUGCCAAGCUGCUUCACGUGACACUUCAAAGAAGGGUAAAAUAUUCUCGGAGAUGUUGGAUGAUUGUUUGGACCAAAUUCGUGCCAACUCCACGGAACAUCGAGUUUUCAUGCGUUGUGAUGUCAACUUUGAUGCAUCUACUCAAGGCAAAAAUUUGGACUCCAUAAUUGGUCGGGCUGCACAUAUUGAAUUUUUGGAUUCUGACAUAUUCGCGAGGUUCAUAAUGUGGUCAUUCCCAAAUCUUUUUCGAUAGCAGUUGCAAUGAUUUCCCUUCUCUGCAUUGAAUUCUAAAGCCUUUAACUUUAAGGCAUAACCUGCCACUGACCAAGAGUACUCGAAUUUUAGUGACAGGGUGUUGGAAGAAUGGGUUAACAGGUGCAUGUAUGUCUGAGUUGUAUAUUUUAUUUUAUUUUUUUGCCUUGAA